Messenger RNA from Theobroma cacao (cacao), 1926 nucleotides. Its product is annotated as pectinesterase. The record is from RefSeq and is a predicted model, not a curated record. Gene Ontology annotation, molecular function: enzyme inhibitor activity; pectinesterase activity. Gene Ontology annotation, biological process: cell wall modification. Lineage: Eukaryota; Viridiplantae; Streptophyta; Magnoliopsida; Malvales; Malvaceae.
UGAUCAAUUCAAACUUCAGAAGCUUUAGAAAUUUCCUGUGCUUGUCUUCCAAAAAACUUUGAGUCUUCAUGGAUAAGCUAAAUGUCCUAGCAAUGAUUUUCAUUGCCCAUUUCUUCAUUUUCCCACUAGCCUACUUCGUGCAUGGUGCUACAAUAACAUCAUGUAGCCAAACCCCAUACCCUGAAGUCUGCAACUAUUUCAUGGGAAAUAGUAUUGUCGCAGCAAGCCUUGAUCAAACCCAGUUCUCGUUCCGUGACCUGGCUAUCCAGGUGACCCUGAACCAAGCAGUUCGAGCUCACCGGCUCGUCUCGACGAUGGACUUGAGUUCAUUCGAUGAGCGAGCCAAGUUGGCUUGGAACGAUUGCUUGGAGCUCUAUGAGAACACCGUUAACCACCUUAACCACUCCAAGAGCACUAACAAUCCAAUGGAUGCUCAAACGUGGUUAAGUGCUGCGAUUGCCAACCAACAAACCUGCCAAAAUGGAUUCAUUGAUUUCAACUUGGCCUCUCAUUUACAAACCUUCCCAUCUAUGUUGGGCAACUUUUCGAAGUUGCUUAGCAAUUCUCUAGCCAUAAAUAAGGCCACUGUUACAUCCUCUUCUACCGCUAAACAAGUUGGCAAUCGACGCCUGCUUGCCCAUGGAUUUCCAGCUUGGCUUUCGGCUGCUGAUCGAAAGCUUUUGCAGAAAACUGGUGCACCACCGAAAGCUGAUAUUGUGGUGGCUCAAGAUGGUUCUGGCAAUUUUAAGAGCAUAUCCGAGGCUGUGGCAGCAGCUGGUGGAGGCAAAAGAACUGUUAUAUACGUGAAAGCUGGAGUUUACAGGGAAAAUGUGAAUAUUAAGAAGUCAAAUAUAAUGUUAAUUGGGGAUGGAAUGGAUGCAACGGUCGUUACUGGUAGCAAGAGUGCUCAAACAACAACAACUUUUAGCUCAGCAACUGUUGGUGUGGCGGGUGACCGCUUCGUAGCUCGUGAUAUAACCUUCGACAACUCGGCCGGUCCCCAGAAACACCAAGCUGUAGCCUUCCGGUCCGGCUCCGAUCACUCAGUGAUCUACCGAUGCAGCUUCAAAGGUUACCAAGAUACCUUAUACGUCUACUCCCAACGCCAAUUCUAUCGUGACUGUGACAUUUAUGGAACCUUAGACUUUAUAUUUGGUGACGCUGUAGCUGUUCUUCAAAACUGCAACAUCUACAUACGUAAACCAAUGAGCAACCAAAGGAACACGGUGACAGCACAAGGAAGAACCGACGCUAACGAAAACACUGGCAUAAUUAUCCAUAAUUCCCGGGUUACAGCGUCGUCGGAUUUGAGGGGCGUUCAAGGUUCGUUCAAGAGUUAUUUGGGGAGGCCAUGGCAGAAAUAUUCGAGAACUGUAUUCAUGAAGAGUGUUUUGGAUGGAGUGAUUACGGCAGAAGGUUGGUUACCAUGGAGUGGAAGUUUUGCUUUAAGUACCCUUUACUAUGCCGAGCACAUGAAUACUGGUGCUGGUGCAGAUACUAGUGGAAGGGUAAAGUGGGGUGGAUAUCAUGUCAUAAGUGCCGCCGAGGCCGGAAAAUUUACCGUGGGGAAUUUUCUGGCUGGAGAUGCUUGGAUUCCGGGCACUGGAGUGCCAUUUGAUGCUGGCCUGUGAUUUUUUUUUUUUCUGAACUUUUGGAUGGGGGGUGAUUUCGUCAUUUGGAAAAUGUAAAUAGGAAAGUGACCCAGAUGUUUCAAUCGUGAUAUAGUUUGUGUUGGUAGCACUUAACUUUAUAGGUGAUAAAAUAGGAAAUAUUGCUCUAUAUUAUACAAUAUAUAUUGUUGAAUUUGUCAAAGUGGAGAAAAUAAAAGUUGUAUAAUGCAUGGAAUGCUGAAUUACAUGUACUUGUUGUACUUGUAUUUGUGAAGAAAUAAAAUAGAACUAAUACCAGUUUGUCUUUGCUACUUCA